GACUGGGGAAGGGAGAAUAAGGAGUGCCUGCUUGAUGGCUAUGGGAUUUCUUUUAUGGGCAAAUGAAAACGUUCUGUAAUUAGGAUGGUUGCACAACAUGGAGAAUGUGCUAAACGCCCCUGAAUUGUGCACUUUAAAAUGGUGGGACGCCUGGCUGUCUCAUUGGGUAGAGUGUGCAACUCUUGAUCUCUGAGCCCUCUGUUGAGGGUAGAGAUUACUUAAAAAUAAAAUCUAAUAAGAAAUGGUUAAAAUGGGGAAUUUUGUAUUAUAUGGAUUUUACCUCAAUUAAAAAAGUUAAGCCAACAAAAGGAGAUUUAUGAUGGAUUCAUAAAUAUUCUAAAAGAAGGCAGAAAAAGGAAGAAAGGAACAAAGAACAGAUGGGACAAAUAGAAAAUAAGUAGCAAGAUAAUGGGCCAUCAAUAAUGGCCUCUUAAGGGGUCUGAGCCCAUGGUCCCAGCUGUGAUGUAGGAGAGGUGGGUGGUUUUGCCCCAGUACCCAGUAGAAGCAACCAUUUCCAGGCAGACCUGAGGCGUGCUGGAGGCUGAAGUGUGGGUGAACACGGCCCCUGAGGGGCGGUGGCUGGAUAGAGUAGAGAAGGAAGAAUGAGCAAGCGGGAAAACAAAGGAUGGAAGGGACAUGCUGAUACCAGUGAAGUAUCAUCAGCUGCAGCUUCAGGAGCUGAGAGCAUCUGGUUUGGAGAUCUAGUCCAGGGGACACCUUGCGGAAGGAAGAUACAGAAUUUAAACCUUGUCUCACAAGUGUACGGUAGAGCCAAAGAAGACAAGCAGCCAAGGGUCAACUGAAAUUGUAAUCGGCUCACUAAUAAUCUCAGGACAAAGUUGGAGACCACUACUCAAACAUAAGACUUAGAAGGAUGUUUGCUCUAAAUGCUUGGGCUGAGUAUGUUGUGGAAUGGUCUGCACAGGACCCAUAUGGCUUCCUUACAACAGUUGUUUUGGCUCUUAUUUCAUUGUUUCUAGCAAAUGCCAUGCCGCCCUGGAAAUUGGCCAAGAUGAUUGAGACCAGGGAAAAGGAACAAAAGAAGAAGCAAAAACGUCAAGAAAAUAUUGCAAAAGCUAAACGACUAAAAAAGAAUUGAAAGAAUGAACAGGCUCUUACAACCCGAGGAGAAUCAUUUGGAAAAUUACACAGCUUUGGAGGGAUCUACUAAGAUUUCUUCUCUGUUUUUUUUUUUUUAUGACAAUAAUUUGUAGUAAACAAAGUCUGAGCAUAUCAAAGAAUCAUGUUAGUUUUGACUUUUACUGCAGCAACUUUUAGGCUUUGGCGCAGAAGUCUAUUGAUGGUUUUUGUAAAUUGGCAUUUAUUAUGCUAUAAAUUCUUUAUAACUGACUUAGACAUUUGCCAUUUUGCAAUUUAUGUACUGUAAUGAAAACAUACUGUGGAGGAUGACUGUGCAUUAGGAACUCUAGUCAAAUAAUAGCUUAGGUUGAGGUCCUGUCCUGGACAAAGGGAAUUAAGAAUGUAAAAACCAGAACUAUCUUGAGGUGAAAAGUUUGCUUUGGCUUAAAAGGCAUAUAGUAUAUUAAUGACAUCUUUUAUCAUUAUGGCUUAUUUCUUGGAAUUGAAUCAUUUCUGGCUUUCUCAAAGCCAAAUAUUAACCAAUGAUUAUUUCUGCUCAUUUUUUGGCCUUUGAGGUAAUUAUCAGACAUUAUGCAUUUUUGGAAAUCAAUUUUAUGAAGAAUUCUCUUAUUAACUAUGUAGAACACCACCUGCUGGAUAUAACAAUUUUUGUACUUAUGAACUGCCAUUUUUAAGAGGUAUCUUGUUGAAUAAAAUAGCACCAGGACGUAAAGAUUGCAGUAAAAAUGUGAACCUUGUGCUACUUUGGAACCAGGUCAUUCUUUCUUGUGUUUAGUGUUAAGAAAUGUUGUUAACAGAUGUUGUUGUUGGAUGUGGAGAAAGGGGAACCCUCUUAUGCUAC
Messenger RNA from Nyctereutes procyonoides (raccoon dog), 1942 nucleotides. Its product is annotated as small integral membrane protein 15-like. The record is from RefSeq and is a predicted model, not a curated record. The transcript has a single exon. Bases 875 to 1099 code for a protein of 74 amino acids. Lineage: Eukaryota; Metazoa; Chordata; Mammalia; Carnivora; Canidae.